Molecule: messenger RNA, 939 nt
Organism: Budorcas taxicolor (takin)
Lineage: Eukaryota; Metazoa; Chordata; Mammalia; Artiodactyla; Bovidae
Gene: C15H11orf65
Product: chromosome 15 C11orf65 homolog
Exons: 8
Coding region: 1-939 (312 amino acids)
Source: RefSeq, a predicted model, not a curated record
AUGGCUUUGAAACAAGAAUCAGAAUUUGAAAGGAAAGACAGAGCUGCCAGAGUCAUUCAGAAGGCCUGGAAAAGUUUCCUUAAUGUCGCUGUAUUCCAACACUUUAAACGUCUGAUUAACAUAAGAAGACAAGGGGAGCCACGUCAGAUAGUGAGAUAUAUUAAUCCUAAAGAGGCAGAACUUCUAGAUGCUGCUGCUGGUAUUAAUGUACGAUUCAGAUUAGGUGGUGUUAAAUUUCCACCUGCAAUAUACUAUAAAAUUUUCACUCACAGACAUAUUGAAGAUCUGUGUGCUAAUAGCCCUAGAGACUACACAAAACUUCCAGCAAAACAUACAUCUCAUAUUAAAAGUGAUGUUCUUCAGGAAGAGGAUUACAGUGGCUGGUAUCGUCGUAUAGAGAACAAUGGCUGGAGGCCUGUUUGUGAGACAUUUUGGAGUCCUGCUGAAAAUGUGAUUGUGGGAGACAAAAAGGAAAGUGAAUUCCAUUUCUCCAAACUGAAGAGAAGGCAAGAUAUGGAAAAGAAAAGAAAAAUUAGAAAAAUAGAAUGGAUGCAGCAAAUGUACUACGCAGGAAACCUGGAGGCUAAGUCAACAAAUUAUGAAACUCUAGGUUUAAUUCAAACAGCAACAAAAGGCCUAUUAAGAACUAUUGAAGAUGGUGGAAUAGAUUCUGUGAUGGAAUGGGAAGUGGAUGAAGUGCUGAACUGGACAAACACACUCAACUUUGAUGAGUACAUUGCCAACUGGAAGGAAAUUGCUACAAGCAACUCUUCAGCUAACUUCAAAAGUUUUAGGUUUGAGCGAGCACAAGAAAAAAUAUAUGACUAUGAAGAUAUAUUGGAAGAGGAAAACAAAACACAAAAAGAUCCUUCAUUUGAAACUAUUUAUGAAAAGCCCCAUUUUACUAGACUAAAGCCUGAUUCCACUUAUAGAAUAUAA